CAAAGCCAGGGAGUGACCAAAGCCGGAAGUAGAAGGGAGGGAACCUCUUGGCCUGCAUGGGUCGUCUAUCGGCUAUCUUUUCUCUCGGCUCUCGUUGUGUGUGCUGGGGGGAUGGGGCCGUGCCGAGGAUGAGCGACUCCAAAUAUUUACCACUUGGCUAACUAAAUAUCUUUAUUUCCAUACUGAGCAGCAUUCCUCGCUCUUGCACAUAGACAUACUUUUCGAUCACGGAUGAGUUACGGUGGAGUUUGGCCAAAUUGAAGUGGAGUAUCCGUACGUCACGACGCGCUUAAAAAGUCGACAAAAUGUAUUCCUCUCCUGGAGCCACCGAGAUGCAAGAGGGACCCCGUUCCACUGGGUCAACAGGCUCUGACCCCCCUGUUUUAGACCCGCCAUCCUCCCCAGUGCCAGAAUAUGUGUUCAAGCCACCAUCAAGGCCCGACUUUGGCACCAUGGGCAGGACAAUCAAGCUCCAGGCCAACUUCUUUGAAAUGGAAAUCCCCAAAUUGGAGGUCUACCAUUAUGACAUUGACAUCAAGCCUGAGAAAUGCCCCAGGAGGGUCAACCGGGAAAUCGUGGAGCACAUGGUCCAGCACUUUAAAACGCAGAUCUUUGGUGAUCGAAAGCCAGUGUACGACGGGAGGAAGAAUCUCUACACUGCCAUGCCCUUGCCUAUAGGCCGAGACAAGGUGGAGCUCGAGGUGACCAUUCCCGGCGAAGGCAAAGACCGCAGCUUCAAAGUGUCAAUCAAGUGGGUGUCCUGCGUUAGCCUGCAGGCGCUGCACGAGGCGCUGGCGGGGCGGCUGCCCAGCGUCCCAUUUGAGACCGUCCAAGCCUUGGAUGUGGUCAUGAGACAUUUGCCCUCUAUGAGGUACACGCCGGUGGGCCGCUCUUUCUUCACGCCCUCGGAGGGCUGUUCGAACCCCCUCGGUGGCGGCAGAGAGGUGUGGUUUGGCUUCCACCAAUCGGUCAGACCGUCCCUUUGGAAAAUGAUGCUCAACAUCGAUGUUUCUGCCACCGCGUUCUACAAAGCUCAGCCUGUCAUUGAGUUCAUGUGUGAGGUCUUGGAUUUCAAAAGCAUUGAAGAACAACAGAAGCCCUUAACUGACUCGCAACGAGUGAAGUUUACAAAGGAAAUCAAAGGCCUGAAGGUGGAGAUCACUCACUGUGGGCAGAUGAAGAGGAAGUACAGAGUGUGCAAUGUGACCAGAAGACCCGCCAGCCACCAGACGUUCCCCCUGCAGCAGGAGAACGGCCAAACUAUCGAAUGCACAGUAGCACAGUACUUCAAAGACAAGUACAAGCUCAUCCUGAGGUAUCCCCACCUCCCGUGUCUACAGGUGGGGCAGGAGCAGAAGCACACCUACCUACCUCUGGAGGUGUGUAACAUAGUGGCGGGACAGCGCUGCAUCAAAAAGCUGACCGACAAUCAGACCUCCACUAUGAUCCGGGCCACCGCCAGAUCGGCACCUGACCGCCAGGACGAGAUUAGCAAACUGAUGAGAAGUGCCAACUUCAACACUGACCCUUACGUGCGUGAGUUUGGCGUGAUGGUGCGAGACGAGAUGACAGAAGUGAACGGCCGUGUCUUACAAGCACCUUCCAUCCUGUAUGGAGGCAGGAACAAAGCAAUAGCCACACCGAUCCAGGGCGUGUGGGACAUGAGGAACAAGCAGUUCCACACCGGCAUCGAGAUCAAAGUUUGGGCCAUCGCCUGCUUUGCUCCACAGAGGCAGUGUACGGAGCUCCUGCUCAAGGCGUUCACAGAUCAGCUGAGGAAGAUCUCCAGGGAUGCAGGGAUGCCCAUCCAGGGUCAGCCGUGCUUUUGUAAGUACGCCCAGGGAGCGGACAGCGUGGAGCCCAUGUUCAGGCACCUCAAGUACACCUACCAGGGCCUCCAGCUGGUGGUGGUCAUCCUGCCGGGGAAGACGCCCGUCUACGCUGAGGUGAAGCGCGUUGGCGACACGGUGCUCGGCAUGGCCACGCAGUGCGUGCAGGUGAAGAACGUUCAGAAGACGACGCCUCAGACCCUCUCCAACCUCUGUCUGAAGAUCAACGUCAAGCUGGGCGGGGUCAACAACAUCCUCCUCCCGCAGGGCAGGCCGUUGGUCUUCCAGCAGCCCGUGAUCUUCCUCGGUGCCGACGUGACUCACCCUCCCGCGGGAGAUGGGAAGAAGCCGUCCAUUGCUGCGGUUGUCGGCAGUAUGGACGCCCAUCCCAGCAGGUACUGUGCCACGGUGCGGGUGCAGCAGCAUCGGCAGGACAUCAUCCAAGACCUGGCCACCAUGGUGAGGGAGCUGCUCAUCCAAUUCUACAAGUCCACCCGCUUCAAGCCCACCAGGAUCAUCUACUACCGCGACGGCAUCUCCGAGGGCCAGUUCAACCAGAUGCAGGUCCUUCAGCACGAGCUGCUGGCGAUCCGCGAGGCCUGCAUCAAGCUGGAGAAGGACUACCAGCCCGGCAUCACCUUUGUGGUCGUGCAGAAGAGACACCACACAAGACUUUUCUGUAUGGACAGAAACGAGAGGGUUGGCAAGAGCGGCAACAUUCCUGCAGGCACCACAGUGGACACCAAAAUCACUCACCCAUCAGAAUUUGACUUCUACCUUUGCAGUCACGCUGGCAUUCAGGGUACCAGCAGGCCGUCUCACUACCAUGUGCUCUGGGACGACAACCACUUCUCCUCGGACGAGCUGCAGGUCCUCACCUACCAGCUAUGCCACACCUAUGUGCGCUGCACCCGCUCAGUUUCCAUCCCAGCACCAGCUUACUACGCCCAUUUGGUGGCCUUCCGGGCUCGCUAUCACUUGGUGGACAAGGAGCACGACAGUGCUGAGGGCAGUCACACGUCGGGCCAGAGCAACGGGCGCGACCAGCAGGCCUUGGCCAAGGCCGUGCAGAUCCACCAGGACACCCUGCGCACCAUGUACUUUGCCUGAGAGCACACGACUCCAGGUUGGCGUGGGCGAGACCCCACUGACGGAACACACUACCCCUCGCCGGUCUCCAGUGGGCUGUAGAUAGUCCCGGUGGUUUACACGCAGCGAUCUCCCUCCGAAACGGGCCUGCCGGUUACCCAUAGGUCUACAAUUGUACUGCAGCCCCCCCCCGCCCCGAACCUAACCAACAAAGCCAGCUAUUAGACUGUAGGAUGCAAAAGAAUCCCUGUUUAUUGGGGUUUGUGCUGGAAGAGUUUUUUUUUUUUUUUACAUGUGCAUUAUUGUGCGUUUGCAUUUGUCAUAGGGAAAAUAUGUUGCAAAGAACGAAAGGAGACGUUUGGAAGAAAUAUCUAAACUAAUGCGUCGUGCGUAUACAUAUGAGGGGGUUUACAAUUAAGAAAGAAACCAAUUACCCUCCUUCUCCUCUUUGCAUCUGUUUUACAGCGCUGGGUGCUUCAGGGGAGAAGGAUCAAAUUCGUCAAAAGAAAAGGGGGCUGUUCACUGUUCAUAUGCCUAAAGAUCUGCCCCUCCAACAAACAUUAUUUAUCAGCCAAUCAGUGCACUGACCAGAAUGGGUACUUCAAUCAGGACAAGAGUACUUAGUUUAUUGAGAGGGUUGUGUGUGUGUUUUUUUUUUUUUUUUUUUGUGUGUUUUACAUGGGGCACUAUGAUGAAAUGUGCCAUUUGAGACCACCUUUCUGUUGUCGUUUCUGUGUAAAACUAUGAAAAAUUAGACCCAUAUUUGCUGGGUUGUCCACAUUCGUCACUGACGACCAUUAUGCCAAAUCUGGUGACAAUUGCUAAAGGAUUCGUUGCGUCAGAUUUGUCAUCAACCCUUGAACCGACACUUAGUCCAUUCUAGCUGAGGGCUGUUGGGGGUCAGACGGGCGUCUGGAGGACAGCGAUUGUUGGUCUGGACUGAAAUAGUUGCUCCAGUGACCCAGUUCCCAUGCCAAGACGUAGUGUAUUGGGACCGGUUCCCAACCAGGAGAACCUCUUCAUGUAGUCUGAGCCGUGUUGACGAGACCCAUGAUUUAGAAAUCAACAUGGAGGGCCACCUUUUUUUUUUUACCUCCCGUUUUAAAGUCUAAUUAAUUUCAAUCGGUUUUGUAAUGGAUUUGCAUGUAGCGGACUCAGCUUUAGACAUUUGAGAUCGUAGUUAAUUUCUUCCUUUUUACACAUUAACCCUACUUGUAUGUUUGCUUUAAUGUAUAUAGCAGCAGGGCGGUGUUUCCUGCGCUGCGUUUGUCUGGGCGGGAUGUUUGUGUGCCGUCUCAAUAUCAAGGCGUUCGGUACAGUGGAGCAAAAGCUGCACCGCUUCAGAGUUAAACCGAUUGAAAUCCCCUUAAAAACAACAACAACCACAACUAGGGUUUGCUCCGUGAAUCGGGAGCAGUCGUCGCACAAAAGCUUGGGUUUUAUGCAAAUGACUUUUUGUGAGUCUUUAUAUUCUAUAGUAAUGUUGGUAAUGAGGUAUAUUUUGAAUACGCUUUCAGUGGAGGCUGCUGACGAUAUUAUUAUUAUGAAUUCUUUUUAAUGGCCCAUAUGUAGUCUAAAUUAACACUGUCUAUUUGUAUACAGAUUUUAAAUGCAAAUAUUAUCUUGCCUUCUAAGACUGUUACGGUCUUACUAAUAAUUCUAGACAUUUCCUAACAUCCCACCUGCGUUUUACUAAGUUGAGCUAGCGAAUGUUUGUAUAGUCUUGAUUGGAGGCGAGUAGUCCAUAUUUUCUAACUAUGCAUCCUUUUUAACCAAGAGAUUUAGCAGUGGCAUAUCUCCCAUGAAUUAAGGUCAUUUAUAGAGAUAGAUAAUCAGGUUUCUUUUUUUUUUUUUUUUUGGGAAGCAUGUUGCAUUUAGUAGCGUUUCUUAGUGCUUAUCAGCAUCUUCAUGCCUCUCUAACAGGAUGAAGUGUUUAUGGUCAUUUGUAACAUCGUAGGUUUUGUAGCCUGAAUAUUUGGUAUAUCCUUUGUAACACACAGUCUUUCUUAGCCAAACAAGAUUACAAAACUUUUACACGAUUAAUAUUCAAGAGAACUUGGAAGCACAAAGAGGCCAUCUUGAUUCUAGGUGCUAGAGGUUUUCACUGUAAGUCACCUUAAAUCCUCACUGGACUGAUCAUCGAGGCUUUUUAACGUGUACGCUUAAAAAAAGAUGCUUUUGUCAUUUUGAGGAUCUUUUUCUCUCUCUCUCUCUCUCUCUCCCCCUUUUUGACGACCUCUCUGUUGCUCUUUUUACUCAUUACCUGUAAAGCAACUAGAAAUCCGACUGACUGUGUUUUGUGGGGCAUUCAGAAAAAAAAGAAAAAGAAAUCAUGUACUUGAUAUUUACUGUUAUGAUGUCAAUAUUGUUCUAAUCGGUGCUGGUCUCGCAACGUGUAAAUUUGGAUGCACUUUCGAUAGCCGAGCGUUGGAGCGACUCCUCGUAGGCGCGCGCGUUCCUCAUCUGGCGCCGCGACACCGGCGUAAUUGUAUGGAAAUGGCCGUGUGUUCUACCUCUUGUUACCUGUUCAAGUGUUAUGGUAACAUCACACCGCUGGCCAUUUCUGUAUAAUUACCCCUGCUAUCUAUCUAAUUGGCAUUGUGUGAGUGUCGCAUUGACAUUGGAGGUGUUGGAACGUUGGCCGCGGCACGACGGCAAACGCGCUUUUACUCGGUUGAUGUAGUAUUGUGAUAUUUCAUUUGGUGUUUUUACUCAAACUGACAAAAGAGGACGUUUUUUGUUUUUCUUUCUUUUUAGGGUUUUUGAGCGUUGAGCUGUAUGACCAAAUUCCUGCAGUGUGUUUGUACUCGCACGCCUCUUUCCCUGCGUUCUUUCCUUUUAUGCUAUGCACCCCAUGGAAUCAGACUUUUCCACCCGAGCAGUAAGACCACCGAUGCAAAGCCCACGUCAGCUGUGAUCGUUGCAUAUAUCCUUGAGUUGGAGAACACAGUUAAAGUACCCAAGUGGGGCCGAGCCGGAGAGAAAGAGCCUCUUCAGCCGGAAAAAAGGGUUUGCGCAUGUAGAAAAGAGAAGAAAGAAGGUUUUACGGUGUGUGUGUGUGUGUGUGUGUGUGUGAGAGAUUUGAGCCUUCAACCACUUACAGAAUCACCGCAGAGCUAAUUCGUGCUAUCGGGCCAUCGCGCACAAUCUGACUUUUGUUUUUCAAAUUUUUUUUGUGCACGUGUGUCCGUCGAUGGUAACAGAUGCAGCCUGAUGGAGGCGGAGCCCCGUUGUCGGGCGUGUGUGUGCGCGUUUGGAAACGUGAACGUCGUAUUGCGUGGAGGGCGGGAAAGUGGGCGGGUGCUGAAAUCCAGAACGUUUCCGCAGGCGGUCUUUGUAAAUUGUUCUUCUCCCGUUUGUGUUUUAACACAACCUUUUUUUAUACCAGCACCUUGAAAAUAUCAGAUCCCAGCGCCAUUGCUUUCCCCUGGAGAUGGAAGUCAAAAACGUUUGACGAUUUGUUGUUUUUGCACUAAACAAGGAGAGACUGUUGUAGCUGCUGCAGCAUUGAGAGAGUUUAUCCGAUGGUCCACUGGCAGCUUCUUUUCCCCACUUCUGUUGUUUAGAAAAGAGCCGACAUUUGUGGCUCCUCAAAAAGUACAGUCCUCCCUUACAGUUCACGUAGCUUUUCCUUUUCUUACAUAAAUCUGCUUGGUCAUACUGAGCUACAUGGAGACUGUGUGGAGCCAAUAGGUGGAUGCUCCACGCGGGAUGAAGGUGGCGCUUCUCUCCUAGUGGCAAAACCCCGACGGCAUCACUCCACCUCGGUUUGGCCAUUUUUCCGUAGCGUUGAAUGUCCAACAUUAGGAAAGGGCGUCUUGUAGACAUGGCUGGUUUGUAAGCUAAACUGCAUAUCAUCAUUAGCUGAUUUAGGUUUUACAUUUAUUUUAUUGAUUCCAUUUGUUUUCCUCUACUUUAGCAAAUAUCUUUAAGUGUUUGGUUGAAAGAGGCUGGGAUUCAAUUACUCAAAGUCCAACAAUCAGCAGUUUACGUUCCUUUUUUUUUUCUCUCUACCUUUUGAAUGCUAUUGGAAUGAAAUACAGCCUGACUUCCAAUGAAGCAACGACCGAUACAUCCGUUUUUUAGUAAAGUUUCUCCUUUCUGCCUCUCAUCCGUCUCUUGUAGAGAACCUAUUGCUGACAUGAAUAAACCUCUUGUAGAGUAGAACCUAUUUUCCUAUCUCCAAAUAAUAACAAUGAAUGUACUUAGAGCUUGCUUGGUCUGUAGUACCCAGUGCAUUUAUACUAUAUAUGUUUGCUUCUGUGUACAGCCUUUUACUUUUUGUUAUUCCUCUUAUUUAUAGGCUUUUAAUAAUUGCAGAAAGUAUGUUUCUUUUUUUUUUUCUUCUUAUAUUUCAUUGAUUCCUCCCAGCUGGUAUCGUCUUGAUUAACAGGAGGUAUGCAGAUCUUCGGCGGAGAUGUUCCUCCUCUGGGGGUCUGCUGCUGUAGUCUCAGGAGGCAAACGUUGUACACUGUUGCAAAGCGUGGUCAUCUUUUCUGUUUCUGCCGUCAUGCUGGUCUGGGUAGCUGUAACAUAUAAGAGCUGUGUGUGUGUGUGUGUAUAUGUAUAUAUGUGUGUGUGGGUAUGUGUGUAUAUAUAUAUAUAUAUACAUAUAUGAUGGUUGCUAUGGUGUUUGCUGUUAGAUUUUUGGCGUCUGCCCUCUGCUCUGAUAUUCCUGUCCUGUAAAAUCUUCCCAAAGUUCAGCUCACUAACUUUUUAGCGCUGGGACACUUGAAAGCUAAAGGUUUUUUGUUUGAGUUUUGCUUCUGUUCCUUACUUAUUUAAAAAAUAAUAAUUUGGAGAUUGUAUUCCUAUACAUGUUUUUGUUUUUUUCCCCCGGGUCUUGAAAAGCACAGUUUGUUAAUUGGAUGGAUUGCAUGGCAGUCGUCUGGCUUCCGCGAGUAUACGUUUCCUCUUCCUGGAUCACUUUGUCCUUGAUAGCCUCUUAUCAUGCCAAUUUCCUCCUGAUUACCUGAUUUUUAACGUGUUUUUAAGCUACAAGUCAAACGUAUUGAGCACAAAUUCAAAUGGGGUACUGGCAGAGCCGGUAAAGAACCAUUAUUCCCAUUAUUCCCUAACGUCCACCGGAUGCAGCCGAGUCACCUUUUGGCUUCUCACUACUUAGGUCUCAGUUUUGGUCUCCAGGCGUUUUUUAAAGAAGUGCCUUGAAGAACAUUUCUAUUGUACUUAUUGAGCAGGUGUUUCCUCUGGUGACCACCAGCAGGUCACGGUUUCCCUUCUGGAAAUAUCCCUCCGCCUCAAUGUACUCAAUGGAUUGGAACAAAACUUUGCAUAAAUUACAUACUCAUUUAUUCCCAACGACAGACCCAUUAUUAUUUUGGCGAAAGAUCGACUUAACUUUUUGAAUUUGUCCAAACGAGGAAUGAAUCUCCUGUGAGCCUCGGCUGUACUUUAUAGUUGGUGCUAAAGAGCAGCUGUAAGCGCUCUACACGCUAGCGAAUGUUAGCAUGCUAACAUAAUAAACUGAGACGGUGACAUUGGUAAACCUUUGUACCUUCUUGUAGUGUGGAGCAUAUUAGCAUUUAGCUAAAUACUUCUGUGCUUCACCCUCGUUCGGCCUUCAUUGGCCCAUCGAGUAGAUCGGCGCGCUUCAGCUGUGUCCGGCGGACAUUUUGGAGCCACGGAGCUUUAGCCUAGCGUCACCUUUCCAAACCAACGCCACCCGACAGAUCUACGUGUAUCCGACCGUGCAACACUCAUUGGUAUUUUUGUAUUUUUUUUCAAAGCAUUUCUUAUCUUCAGAAUGACUUUGCUUUUUAUUUACCAACUUUGAAAGAAAAAAUAAAAAGGAGAAACUACCUCAGAGCCGUGUCAGGUGCUAGCUAAUAUUAGCCCUCGUGGAUGAUAAUGGUAUCAAAACUCAAAUUGUUGUGACCAAACAAAUACAAGCCAAUAUUGUAUCAGAGCACUGUUCUUUUCUUUGACCUUUUUAUUAAAAUGGAGAACCGAGUGAUGGCGUCUGACUGGUUGGUUGCAUUCUGGGGGACCAAAUAUCUGUAAUUGGAGUCUCAUCGUUUCAUGUGAGUCCUUCAACAAAAAAGAAAGCAGCGGAAUCCACCGAGGGCGGUUUGUCGACUAACGUGGCGUCACGGAGCGUCUGCCGUUCACUCCGUCAGCGUGUUCGUAUUCCAGCAGGAAGUAGUCGGGGGGCCUGUUGGUGGUUAGUGUGUCUUUGCGACGGGGGCCAACGCUCCAUAAACAUGUUUCCACUUUUAGCCAUUCAAACGAUACUUUGCGGUGCACUCCACGUGAUCCAAAUGCCAACAGCCCCCACCCGCCCCCCACGCGGUGUCGACCCAGUGCUACGACAAGAUGAUCCUCUCCGCCGCUCCUACGACCAGCCAGACAACAAAAGUUUUUGCAUGAAACAAUUAACAAAGGGAAAUAUAAAUAUUUGAACCUGCUUUCGCCAGGUAACCGAACAGUGCAAACUUCCAACGAAAGGUACACGUGAGGCUCUGUGGCGAAUCACUACAGAGAACUGAAGACACGCAGGGUGUUUGUAGUCCUUUUAUGUGUGCCUUUUUUUUUCUUUUUUUUUUUCGUCGGAUUGCUCUCCACUCCGUCUGCCCUCAAAUUGGGUCUGCGAGUCUUUUGACGAAAAUCUGCUGCGCCACAUACGAGAAUAAUUUCCAUCUUUUUGAUUUUCCGUGCAACCUUGCGUGUAGAUGCUGCAUAGAACGAUCAGUAUUUGUGUUUUGCACUUUCAAAAGCAGUCUCAAAAAGUAAAAAGAAAUAACUGACGAGGUAUUUUAUGGUAUCAAUAGGAAUUAUAAGGAAUAAUAUGACUUUGAAGAGCUUUUCUAAAAAGGUUGGUAUAUCUAUAUAUAUUCAUGAAGUACCUCACAAGCCUGAUAUAUGCUGCAUUUACUUUUUUUUUCUGUAAUGUACUUCAUAUUGUCCAAUACAUUUUUUUCCAUUUCCCCCAUUUGGGAGGUUUGAAUGUCACUACUGGCUGUGCACGCGCCUCAACCAGUGAAUCGUAACAGGAGGGCGUUAACACUUCGCGGCCAAAUGAUGAUGUCAUUUAUGCAAUUUCUACGCAAAUCAGAUCAUCACAUGUAGCUGCAUCAUAUUUCUGUCCUUUUGUCUUUUUUAUUUAUAUAUAUAUAUAUAUAUAUAUAUAUAUAAUCGGUGUAGCCAAAAAAAUGAUCGGGUUUAGUUGACGACGAGUUGACGCUCACAAAGCGUCCAGCGAGGCUCUGUGGUAAAACACGACUGUUGACUCAGGUAUUGUCUUUAAAGGGCUGUAUCUGCUUACUGUGUCCCUGCCCCUUAUCGCCCCCCUGUCCCGCCACCUGCACCGGUGUCUUAAAACAGCCUUCGAUCUAUACGCAAGGUUCCUAUUUGGCCUUAAAGUUGAGCAAAUGACGCGCUUCAAUUUCACCGUCUUGGAAGAGAGCUGGAUUCCCAUCCAGACACCACGUUCUCCUGUUCUUCGCGUCUCGUUAUCUACCUCCUCUGAAUGUAGCGGCUUUUCUGGAAUUGUAGUCUACUCAUUCAAGGAAAAGAGACAAUCUUCUUUUAGUUUUUUUUUCCCUCUUGGGCCAUUUUCAUUUUCUGCAUUGUGUUUUUUCCCCUUUUGAAGCAAAGUGACCAAAGUCUCUUGGCAAAGGCAGCCCUGCACAGCCGUGUGAAUUCAAACCUCCCUCCAAGUGUCAUUUUGAGCUCAGAGUUGUAUUUUUUUUCUCUCCCUCACUUUUCCGUUUAUUUAAACCAAGACAUGCCAAAACUGAAUUUGCUGUCAUUCCUGUUCUGAUGAGGGUCUUUUAUGUUGCCGAUUUUUAAAUUGUUCACAUCCACUGCUAAGCUCCUCGUGUCUUGUUGUUGUAAAGGUGUCAGCUUUGAUUUCUAUUCUACAUUUCCUUAUUUUUGUUAACAAUAAUGCUUACACAACACAAGAUAUGCUGUAAACCCCGUUAGGACAUAAUGUGAAUACGUAUCACUUAAUAUAGUUCACUUUUUGGCUUGACUGUAAGUUGCGUUAAUUAAUAAAAUGUUUCAAGUUUU
Messenger RNA from Gasterosteus aculeatus aculeatus (three-spined stickleback), 10949 nucleotides. The record is from RefSeq and is a predicted model, not a curated record. NCBI's taxonomy places the organism in Eukaryota, Metazoa, Chordata, Actinopteri, Perciformes, Gasterosteidae.